Syzygium oleosum is the source of this 1920-nucleotide messenger RNA. RefSeq names its product probable inorganic phosphate transporter 1-8. Gene Ontology annotation, cellular component: membrane. Gene Ontology annotation, biological process: transmembrane transport. The record is from RefSeq and is a predicted model, not a curated record. Gene Ontology annotation, molecular function: transmembrane transporter activity. Lineage: Eukaryota; Viridiplantae; Streptophyta; Magnoliopsida; Myrtales; Myrtaceae. Bases 388 to 1866 code for a protein of 492 amino acids. The transcript is spliced from 4 exons.
CUAGUCAGAUAGUAUGUCCCGAAGUCAUAGUCCAAUCAAAUGACACGAUUUUCGUCUCCCCAAUCAGAAGCAAAGGAAUGCCAACUUAUGCCAUUUGCUUCGACUGCAUCCAAAACAUCAUCGUCAAAGGAAACCACCCCGUUGCUUCCCAUGCAUUCGCAACGGACAAUGACUUCCAUUAGUUUGUAUAAUCUCCUCCAUCAUCUUUAUAACCCGACCAUACCAAUUACACAACAAAAGCAUUAGAUUGCUGCAUCCGAAGUUUGUUUCUUGAAGAAACAGAGCUUAGUGACGAGCGACCAUGCCGCUGAAAGUUCUGUCUGUGCUCGACACCGCCAAGAUACGGUACUACCACUUCAAGGCCAUCAUUGUGGCAGUUUCUGUGUAAUGCUUGAUAAAGGGAUGGGGAUAUUCACCGAUGCCUAUGAUCUCUUCUGUAUUCCGCUGAUCACGAGACUGCUCGCACACAUAUACUAUACAUCCCACAACUACAAAAUCCCGCAUCCUGUGGAAGCAUCCAUGCUGGCUGUUGCUCUCCUGGGCACCGUGAUCGGUCAACUUGUAUUUGGCCGGCUUGGCGAUCGAGUAGGGAGGAGGCGCGUGUAUGGCCUUGCCUUGAUGCUCAUGAUGGCCGGUUCCUUCGGGUGCGGAUUCUCCAUGGGCACGACACGAGGCCGUGUCCUGGCGAGUCUAGGGUUUUUCAGGUUCUUGCUCGGGGUAGGGAUUGGAGGAGAUUACCCGCUCUCUGCGACGAUCAUGUCAGAGUAUGCUAACAAGAGGAUGCGUGGCGCAUUCAUAGCAGCCGUCUUCUCAAUGCAAGGGUUUGGCAUUCUGGCGAGCUCCAUUGUCACCAUGGUGGUGUGCAAGAUAUUUGGCCAUAUUUACCCUUUGCCGCAGAAAGAUCCCAUGCCAAAUGAAGCUGAUAUCGCUUGGAGGUUGAUAUUGAUGCUGGGUGCUGUUCCUACCGCAUUAACAUACUACUGGCGGAUGAUGAUGCCUGAAACUGCAAGGUACACCGCUUUGGUGGAGCUAAAUGUGCAUAAAGCUGCCCGGGACAUGGAGCCGGUCCUAGACGUGUCCUUGAGCCAGAUUACCGAGGACCAUCCCUUCCCGCAAAAACCGCCAUCCUACCCUCUCUUCUCCAAGCAGUUCUUCCUCCUUCACGGCCGUGACCUCCUUGCCUGCUCUGCCGCGUGGUUCCUCCUCGACAUCGUCUUUUACAUCAAUAACCUCUGCCAAAUUCAUAUCUACAAAAAGUACCUGUACGAUGAGAAGGCCGGCAAAACGCUUACCGCCUUCGAGGCAGCCUUUGAGGUCGCGAGGCUCCAGGCCAUUGUGGCGUGCUACUCCACAAUCCCCGGCUACUUUGCCGCUGUCUUCCUCAUUGACCGCAUUGGUCGGGUCAGGAUCCAAGCAGUCGGGUUCCUCUUCAUGGCUAUCGUUUACUUCUCCAUCGGAAACAUACCUUGGAAGAGCAACACGGGUGGGCUUAUCAUUUUCCUGCACAGCCUGACCUACUUCUUCGCCAACUGCGGGCCCAACACGACCACAUUCAUUGUGCCUGCUGAGCUAUUUCCCGCGCGGUUCAGGUCAACGUGCCAUGGGAUCGCCGGGGCUGCGGGGAAGGUCGGGGCAAUGAUCGGCGCGGUGGGGUUCUUGAUGGCCUCGCAUGACGAGGACCCAAUUGGGCAUAAGAUGACGAAGAGGAUGAAAGUUGUGCUGAAUGUAUUGGGUGGGAUUUGCGUGGCGGGGAUGGCGGUGACCAUGUUGUUCACGAGGGAGACUAUGGGGAGAUCGCUUGAGGAGAAUGAGAAUGAGAAUAAGGAUGAGUCUGUUCAAGAGGCAAGUGAUCUCAAUCGUUCAUGAUUUAAAAACGAUCAUGCUGUGUAUUUUUGCAUUUGUCCUAUUGUUGACACAAGC